CGUAUUUGACGUUACGUGCGUAAGCAUCGAGCAAGCAUCGAUUUCAUCACGAAAAUUACAUAUUCCUUGUUCUUUUUGGUACUUGUUUAAUUAGAAUCAACUGAUUUUGAAUAUAAACUAAUUUAGAGGAUCUGUGUGCAAGUUUCGAUGAGAAGGUAACUUUAAAUUAACAUAUGUGUCACUUAUCAAAGUUACAAAUAGAAGAAGCAAAUUGGUCAAUUUGGAGUACCUGAAGCAGUUAAAUAGUUAUCAAUAUGGUGAAAAUUUAUGCACUGGGUGUGCUAUACAAAGGAGUCAACAGUGCGACACUCCUUAAGGCAGCGUACAAUCUACAAAGCUUCAGUAUAUUCCAGCGAGGCUCAGUUCAAGAGUUCAUGGUGUUUGUUAGUAAGACAAUAGUAGAAAGAACCCAGCCAGCAUCUCGGCAGUCUGUUAAAGAAGGAGAGUAUAUGCUACAAGUCUAUGUUAGAGCAGAUAACUUAGCAGGAGUUCUGAUAUCUGACCAUGAGUACCCUAACAGAGUGGCUCACACACUGAUCACCAAAAUACUGGAUGAGUUCACAGCAGCAGUGCCUGCUACCCAAUGGCCAUCAGGCAGUGAAGACAGAAUAGAUUUCCAUGUGUUGCCAGAAUACUUAACAAAAUACCAAAACCCCAGGGAAGCUGAUGCAUUGACAAAAAUACAGAAUGACUUGGAUGAAACAAAGAUCAUUCUCCAUGAUACUAUUAAGGCCGUGCUAGAAAGAGGUGAGAAAUUAGAUGAUGUUGUUGCUAAGACUGAGAGUCUAUCGAUGCAGAGUAAAUUAUUUUACAAGACUGCCCGAAAGACUAACAGCUGCUGUAAUUUCUAAGGCAUUCUGAUGUUAGACCUGACUUGGCCAUAGUUCAAUUAUUUUAAAUAUGAUUUUAAUAUUAUUGAAGGCUUGAUUUCAUUAUUGUGGCCAUUAUUAUACCCACUGUAAAAAUUACUAGAUAAAAUGUUAGAUUUAUUUUUCUGUCAUUCUUUACAUAAUGUCAUGUGUUGAUUAAGUAGGUAUUACAUAAAUGUUAUGUUUUUUGGGGUUUCCUAUAUUAUUGGACAUAUAGUGUAAUGUUAAAUGUAUGUGAAUAAUUUUAGGUAAGACAGUGGUCAAAUAUAAUAUUGUCAGUAAAUAAAAUGCUAUGAUGCCAAAUCAGAAAUCAUCACAAUGUUGUAAUUAAAGAUACUAAAUAUGGUAUCAUUUGAAAGCUUUCCCUGUGGCCUAAGUGUUAUAUUACAAUAAACUUUAGUUAAGGCUGCACACAUCCAAACUUCUAUGGGUGCAAGUUAUAGACGUAUGGUGUCUGAACAAAUAUUAUGUAAUUAUUACUUUAUAGUAGGAUCAUAAAAUGUAUGAUCUGUAUUCUGCUUGUGUGAUAAAAAGUAGCAAUUAUUGAGAUCUAUAAGUAAAUUGUUUUAAGCAUAUCCACCUGAAUAUAUUGAUGCAAUUUGGUUCAUUAAAAGAUAUGCACGGGAGACCUAGAGGUUUAAUUUCUUACUAUUCACUAGCAAAAGUUUGAGUUGGAGAUAUUUUGGGUGAUGGAUGUGUGUAAGCAAUAACCUUAUAUUAUGUAUAAACAAUAAAUGUCCUUAAUGUAGUAAUUGUUAAAAAGCUAGAGUAGUAUUGAGUCCUGAGAUUUAAAUGUUUGAAAACAGGAAGUAAAACUUUAUACGAAAUACUGUCUGAAUGUAAAAGAUGUGAAAAUUAAAUAGGUACCUAUUUACUCAGCGCACAGUUUAUGAUUAUAUCUUUGGUUUUCAUAUUUGUAUAAAUGUAUCUUACGUUUGCUAGCUGUACCUAUUUCUUAUCUAUUUGGGAAAGUAUUUCAUAUAAAUAAACGUUUUUCCCGCAUGCUUAAGAAGUUGCUACUUAUCUGAAUGUCUAUUAUUUGUUUUUAAAUACAUAUUUUCAUGUGUUAAUGAGUCAUUUAGGCAGUGAUUCAUGCUUAUAAGUGGUACCCAUUGCUGCAAGGCGGUGAUAGUACAAAGGUUAUGCUCUUAUAAUCUAUACUGAUAUGAUAUUUCUCUGUUAAAGGUUCAAUAUUAAUUGCGAUUCAUGUCUUAAUUUAAUUCUAUAUAGUUAAUACGAUGUUCGAAAGAUGUCUUAAAACUAUUAUCGUAAAUGUCUAGAGAGAACAGAUUGUCGGAUUUGCGACGCAGUUGUGUGACGUCACAAUCAAUGGAGUAUUUUUAUGGUGCAUGCUAAACAGAUGAUACAAUACAUUUUGAAUAGUUAACUUGCAUAUAUCCUGUAUGGUACGGAAAUAGGCUUGAGCAGUAUUUUUUAAAAGUAAAAGUAUUGCGUUAAUACUUUACCUAAUGCUAAAGGUCAUGGCACAUAUGAACGGCAUGGCACGGCGCAGCUGUUAGGUAGCUGCAAACUAGCUGACAUCCCGCCGUUGGCUUCUUUCUAUAUUGACGUUAUUAGUUUUAUAUGAGAUACGAUUUUAGAGACAACUGACUAGUUAAUUGCUGCCAUGACCUUAACACUGCUACCAAUAGAAUAGACAGCUAUCUGGGCUGUAUGUGUUCAAUAAUGACAUACUACUCAUCCUGCGCUCGUAAUGUAUUAUUACAUUUCAGUAAAAGCUAGAAAGUAUCAAAGUAUACUGCAGUGUGAAUCUAUAACUGCCAAUUUAUAAAGAUAAAAUGGGGUGGCGGGUGCAUUGACACGAGGUCGCAUACCAACCUUUAACCAACCUGACCUAGAUCCUUGAGUGAUGACCUGAUUUACGUAGUGGCUGCAUUCGAUUGUACGUCGGCAUUCGGCAUACAUUUAUAAAACAAAAAAUGCAGCUAUACAUUCCUCCUUAUUAUGAAGUAAAUUAGAUCUGUAUAUUGUACACGGCAGCCGGGCCUUAGAUAGUUUGAUUUGAUUUGUUUGUACGUAAAUCGUGUUUGGAGGGAAAAUGUACUGUUGAAGUUGUGGGAGCCAACUUGAUUAUGGUCGGUAUAUGUCAGUUAGAAGCUUCCAAGCAAGGCUCUGCUACAAUCCAUUCAUCUACCGACCUCAUAGAACACCACAAGCAUUUCGCACCCAUAUUUAUUUUAUAAUGCAUCUUAAUUUGAGGACAAAAGUAGGAAUAGGUAAUGCGUUGUGGGUAAAGUGGUGUUUGUAUUCUAUAGAUGUCUGUGGCGAUAAUAAGGUUAUAUGUAUAAUAUCUUUACCCUAGUAUUGAUAAAGUUAUAAGGUUAUCCUUGAGAAUUUUGGAUGUGAUUUGAAAAAUUUAAUUGAUGUGUAAUAUCUACUUUGUAUUAACAUGUUAAUGGAAGUUGGAUGUUAUUUAUUGUAUACUUGCUUCAUGACGUGUUAGUCUAUAAAUAAAUCGAUAUUUACAAUUUA
Molecule: messenger RNA, 3362 nt
Organism: Helicoverpa zea (corn earworm)
Lineage: Eukaryota; Metazoa; Arthropoda; Insecta; Lepidoptera; Noctuidae
Gene: Ykt6
Product: synaptobrevin homolog YKT6
Exons: 2
Coding region: 255-851 (198 amino acids)
Biological process (GO): endoplasmic reticulum to Golgi vesicle-mediated transport
Cellular component (GO): Golgi apparatus
Molecular function (GO): SNAP receptor activity
Source: RefSeq, a predicted model, not a curated record